This is a messenger RNA of Microdochium trichocladiopsis, 447 nucleotides long. RefSeq lists its product as uncharacterized. The transcript has a single exon. Lineage: Eukaryota; Fungi; Ascomycota; Sordariomycetes; Xylariales; Microdochiaceae. Gene Ontology annotation, biological process: purine nucleobase metabolic process. Gene Ontology annotation, molecular function: hydroxyisourate hydrolase activity. The record is from RefSeq and is a predicted model, not a curated record. Bases 1 to 447 code for a protein of 148 amino acids.
AUGGCUGCCGAAGGACCGCCACCCACCAAGGACGCCAUAACAUGCCACAUUCUCGACACGAGCCUGGGCCGCCCGGCGCGGGGCGUCCGCGUGAAGCUCGAGGGCGGCGGCCACGCGGCGGCGGGGGCCGCGACGGGGGCACUCAAGACGUUUGAGUCGCAGACCGACGACGACGGGCGCAUCAAGGCGUGGCUCGCGUCCUCGGACGCCACCACGGCCGGGGACGUGCCGACGUACACGCUGGCCGACGUGCUCGGCGAGCUCGACCAGGAGGGCGCCGAGUCGUCGACGUGGACGCUGCGGUUCUUCACCGAGGAGUACUUUGGCGGCAGGGACAAGACCUUCUUCCCCGAGGUGGUCGUCACGUUCACCGUGCUCAGGGGCCAGACGUAUCAUGUCCCCCUGCUGCUGGCGCCCUACAGCUACUCGACCUACCGUGGUAGCUAG